Molecule: messenger RNA, 4152 nt
Organism: Eutrema salsugineum
Lineage: Eukaryota; Viridiplantae; Streptophyta; Magnoliopsida; Brassicales; Brassicaceae
Product: alpha-glucan water dikinase 2
Exons: 31
Coding region: 124-3972 (1282 amino acids)
Biological process (GO): phosphorylation
Molecular function (GO): kinase activity; ATP binding
Source: RefSeq, a predicted model, not a curated record
GUUGUACCUGAGUAAUUGAUACUUCUUUACAAAAUAUGCCUUUUUGAUGCAGGAAGCUAGUUUGUGUAUUUCUUGAAGUGCUUUUAGAGAUCUUGUUACGUUUCCUUCGUGAAUAGCUCUGCCAUGGCAACAUCUAAAUCCCAUCAAUUCCAGCUAGUCGAAGGGAUGGAGCUUCAGAUCACUGUCACUGGGUUGCCAAAUGGGAGCAGUGUAAGGGCUGAGUUUCACCUCAAGAAUUGCACUCGAAUAUGGAUUCUUCAUUGGGGUUGUAUUUACCAAGGAAAUAACUACUGGUUUGUCCCAUCCGAACAUUCCCCGAAGCAAGGUGCAUUGCAGACUCCCUUUGUGAAGAGUGGGAAUGAUUAUGUAGUGAUCCUUGAGUUGCGUGAUCCGAGAGUACGUGCAGUUGAAUUUGUGCUGAAAGAUGGUAACCGUAACAGAUGGUUGAAACAGCACACUGGAAAUUUCCGUGUUGAGAUUCCUUGGAACGAGCUGCAUGCUAUUCAUCGGAUACCAAAGAAUCUGAUAGAAAGCAGAGCAUAUAAGAUAUGGGACCGGAAAGGCCGACCACAAAACUCUGCACGAGAACAACAGAUAGACUAUGACAAUGCAAUAAGAGAGCUCCAAGCUGAGUUGGCUAGAGGAAUGUCUUUAGACGAACUUCAGGCUAACUCUACGUUAAGAGUUGAGAAAGAAGUAACCAGUGAGCCUAAUCAAACAAUGAAGUUGCAUCCACCAUCACAUCGCCGGAAGCAUGAUGUUCAGAAAUGGUUACAGAAAUAUGCAGAACCAACCACCAAAACUGGAAGUGUGAAAAGUUCAGCACUUGUAAAUCUCUUGAAGAGAUCUGUAGGCCAAGAAAAUAUAGUUUCAGAGAGAAGCUUUCAUAUCAGAAAUUACGAAAUCGCGGUUCUCCAGAUAUAUGUUAAGGGCGAUUGUCGCUUAUGGGUUGCCACAAACAUGGCAGGUCCAACAGUUCUUCACUGGGGAGUGGCAAAGUCUUCUGCAGGAGAGUGGUUGACGCCACCACCUGAUGUGUUGCCUGAGAAGUCAAAAAUUGUUCACGGAGCAUGUCAAACACAUUUUACUGAUAUGUCAAGCAGAGAACACUCUUAUCAGUUUGUUGAUAUAAAUUUCAAACGAAGCGGUUUUGUUGGUAUCCAAUUUGUGAUAUGGUCUGGAGGCUACUGGGUAAACAAUAAUGGAGCCAACUUCGCUGUAAACCUGAAAUCAUCAGACAGUACCAGUGGUAAACUUGACGUGGAUGGAAAGUAUAUUCUCAAAUGGUUGCUUGAUGAAAUAUCUGAGCGAGAGAAAGAAGCUGAGAAAUCAUUGAUGCACAGGUUCAAUAUCGCAACAGAGUUGACAGAGCGUUGUAAGGAUGAAGGAGAAGGUGGAUGUAUUGGUAUAAUGGUCUGGAUGAAAUUCAUGGCCACUAGAUAUCUCACCUGGAACAAGAACUAUAACGUUAAACCCAGGGAAAUUAGUGAAGCACUAGAAAGAUUCACCAAUUUGAUGGAGAAAAUAUAUCUGCAGCAACCAAAUAAGAGAGAAAUUGUGAGACUAAUAAUGGCACUUGUGGGUCGUGGAGGUCAAGGUGAUGUUGGGCAGAGAAUCCGUGAUGAAAUCCUUGUGAUUCAGAGAAACAACCACUGCAAAUCUGGAAUGAUGGAAGAGUGGCACCAAAAGUUGCACAACAACAGUAGCGCAGAUGAUGUGAUAAUUUGCGAGGCUCUCUUAAACUAUGUGAGAUCUGACUUUAGGAUCGAUGCCUACUGGCAAACACUAAAGGCCAAUGGUCUCACAAAAGAAAGGCUUGCAAGUUAUGACCGCCCCAUUUUAUCAGAGCCUCGUUUCAGAAGUGAUGCUAAAGAAGGACUCAUCCGUGACCUUACAAUGUACUUGAAAACAUUAAAGGUAGUUCAUUCAGGUGCAGACCUUGAGUCUGCUAUUGAUAUGUUCCUUUCUCCAUCUCAGGGUCAUAAUGUCUUUGCUGCCAAUGGUUUAUCUCCGAAAUUGCAGGAUCUACUGAAUUUGGUUAAGAGGCUUGCUCGCGAAGAGAACGCUGACCCCCUAAUAGAGAAGUUAGUAGAUGCUCGCAUUGAGCUACACCCUGCACUAAGAGCACCUCGUACAAGAGCAAAAGAUUUACUGUUUCUGGACAUUGCACUGGAGUCGUGCUUCAAAACAACAAUAGAGAAGAGACUCAUCUCUUUAAACUUCAAUAACCCACCGGAUAUUAUAUUUGUCAUCAGCGUGGUGCUUGAGAAUCUGUGUUUAUCUACAUUUAACAAUGCGGAAAUUAUCUUCUGUACAAAGGAUUGGUACCGUGUCAGCGAGACUUACAGAGCUCCUGAUGUUCAGUGGGCAUUACAAACAAAAGCGGUUCUUGACCGUUUACAACUAGUUCUUGCUGAUAGAUGUCAGCAUUAUUUAAGAUUGAUACAGCCUAGUGCAAGAUAUCUUGGUCAACUGUUACGUGUUGACAAGCAUGGGAUUGAUGUUUUCACUGAAGAGGUUGUAAGAGCAGGACCAGGAGCUGUUCUAUCAACUCUUGUUAACAGAUUUGAUCCUUGUCUCAGGAAAAUCGCGAAUUUAGGCUGUUGGCAGGUUAUCAGCUCGGCUGAUGCAUAUGGGUUUUUGGUUUGUGUGAAUGAGUUAAUUUUAGUUCAGAAUAAAGUCUACACGAAGCCAACUGUAAUUAUUGCAAGUAAAGUCACAGGAGAAGAGGAGAUCCCUGAUGGUGUUGUUGCUGUUCUGACUCCUUGUAUGAUUGAUGUCUUGUCUCAUGUCUCUAUUAGAGCAAGAAACAGCAAGAUAUGCUUUGCUACAUGCUUCGAUCAGAAUGUUCUCAGGAAUCUGAAGUCCAAGGAAGGGAGAGCAAUAUCUAUUCAUACAAAGUCCACUGGUUUAGUUAUCAGCAGCGAUUGCAGCAACUCUGAUGUCCCUGUUCGUCAUAUUUAUAUUUCUUCUGUUCCACGGGGAGUGAUCUCCAAGGGGAAGAAGUUUUUUGGCAACUAUAUGAUUUCAUCUAAGGAAUUCACUGAUGAAAGGGUUGGUUCAAAAUCAUGUAAUAUAAAAUUUCUACGAGAGAGAGUUCCAUCAUGGAUCAAGAUACCUACCUCCGUCGCACUUCCGUUUGGAACAUUUGAGUAUGCACUUUCAGAUGAUUCCAAUAAGGAUGUAGCACGCAAGAUUUCUGUCCUUAAAGAUUCUCUUAACAGAGGAGAAAUGACCAAACUCAAGGCGAUUCAAGAAGCUGUUUUACAAAUGAGCGCUCCAAUGGCUCUGAGAAAUGAACUGAUCCACAAAUUGAGAAGUGAAAGAUUGCCGUAUCUCGGAGAUGAAGCAGGCUGGAACAAAUCUUGGACUGCAAUCAAGAAGGUCUGGGCUUCAAAGUGGAACGAGAGAGCUUAUGUAAGUUGCAAAAAAACUAAGCUUGAUCAUGAUGCCGUCUGCAUGGCGGUGCUGAUUCAAGAAGUCAUAUGUGGCGAUUAUGCUUUCGUCAUUCACACAAACAAUCCUGUCUCUGGUGACUCCUCUGAAAUAUACACAGAGAUUGUGAAAGGUUUGGGAGAGACCUUGGUUGGAGCAUAUCCGGGACGAGCAAUGAGCUUCAUCACCAAGAAAACAAACCUCAAAUCUCCAAUCGUGAUCAACUACCCAAGUAAGAGGAUAGGUCUGUAUUCUAAACUCUCAAUCAUAUUCCGAUCAGAUUCAAACAACGAGGAUCUUGAAGGCUACGCAGGCGCUGGACUUUACGACAGUGUGAUGAUGGAUGAAGCGGAGGAAGUAGUGGUGGAUUACUCAAGGGAACAGUUAAUAGUGGACAAAGCCUUUCAAGUGCGUCUCUUCUCGGCCAUUGCAGAAGCUGGAAAUGUGAUUGAAACACUCUAUGGUUGUCCUCAGGACAUCGAAGGUGUUGUCAAAGGUGGCAAUAUUUACGUUGUUCAAGCUAGACCCCAACUUUAAGCUCAUACUAUCUCUUCUUUUCUUCUUGUUUUCCCCAUUUUCACCCUAUCUAUUUCUAUACCAUUCCCUAGUUUUCAAACAAAUCUUAUAAUACAGAGUUUAUGUUGCUUAUUACAGAGUUUCCUCGAAGUGUUUUCGAGGAGAUUUUUUUACGACUUCCUCACCAGUACAUGGUUCGAA